AACCAAGAUGGCGGAUCGUCGGCAGCGAUAGUGUUUUGUUUACAAUCGUCGCGCUUCGACGUUGCACGCGAGACGCGGUGUCGCGUCGCGAUUGCUACCGCGCGCAACAGCCCCGUUGAUCCCACCCCGUUGAAGGUGGAAAAAAUCGUAAACGCGCAAUGUGGCGCAAGCUGUUGUCGCGCGCGCUUCUGACGUGCGCGAUCGGCGCCUGUUCGAUCCUCGGCGACUUUGGGCUCAGGUACGGCAAGAACGAGUCGGCGCGCGCGGCGUUUGACAAUGCGACGCACGCGACGGUGGGCGGUCUCACGUGGACGCUGAUCGUGGUCCUCUCGCGGCAGUCGAUCGCGCGCAAUCUGGGUAGCAUAUUCUCCUGCUUCUUGCUGGCGUCCUUCAUUGAUCUGGAUCACUUUGUCGCGGCGCGCAGUUGGCACAUCCAUGAUGCCACGCAUUUACAAAAACGGCCCUUCUUACAUUGCACCACCGUUCCUAUUUUACUGUGGAUACUUUUCAUCUCACUCUCCUCCUCUUUCCAUUCCCCUCUAUUGGAACACACUUCCUGGGUGAUAUUGGCUGCCUUCCUGAGUCAUCACAUACGAGACGGUACCAGGAGAGGUCUGUGGUUCUGUCCCUUCGGAUCUACCCGUCCUAUUCCCUACUACUUAUACGGAAUUCAAGGGGAUUGCUCUUCGUUUUCUGUUUACAAUCACUCGAAUCAGAACGAAAACAUAUGUAUAUUGUAUACUACGUACGAAAGUACUCCAGAAUAUCAUCGAGAAGGUACUGCAAAAAUAAUUUGAUUAAAUUUUACAAAACACUAGUGAUCACAAUAUUUCUCUUAGAAAAAUAACAUAUGCAAGCGAGAGCUGUCUUUUAAAACAAUCUGGAAAUAUUUUAGAAUCAAUGAUCGUUGGUUGUGAUUGACACAAACCAUUACAAUUUGA
This is a messenger RNA of Wasmannia auropunctata (little fire ant), 941 nucleotides long. RefSeq names its product transmembrane protein C5orf28. Lineage: Eukaryota; Metazoa; Arthropoda; Insecta; Hymenoptera; Formicidae. The transcript is spliced from 3 exons. The record is from RefSeq and is a predicted model, not a curated record. The coding region runs from base 159 to 797 and encodes 212 amino acids.